Messenger RNA from Vicia villosa (hairy vetch), 1312 nucleotides. RefSeq lists its product as uncharacterized. Lineage: Eukaryota; Viridiplantae; Streptophyta; Magnoliopsida; Fabales; Fabaceae. The transcript has a single exon. The record is from RefSeq and is a predicted model, not a curated record. The coding region runs from base 127 to 954 and encodes 275 amino acids.
ACCUAUAUAUCAACUCUGAAGUAGAAGCAAAGAAACCAACCAAUAAAACACCAACCUUUACCUCAAACAAAUACUAGUACUCAUAAAACAUAAUCUUUGUAUCAUUCAACAAACAAAACAAAAACAAUGGAACAUUAUCCACCUAUAUCGGAGAGCCCGACGGUUGAUUAUAGCUCAACCGUCGAUACCUCUCGUCCUUUCACCUCCGUCAAAGAAGCGGUAGCCAUAUUCGGCGAACGUAUUCUUGUCGGAGAAAUAUAUUCUCCAUCUCCAACUCCGACUCCAAAACCAUUCUCAUUCUCAGACACUACUACUACUAGUACUACUACUAAUGCGGCUAUCGCUACCGCGUCUUAUUAUUCUCCUUCUGUGUCUAUUAAGCGAGAAUCAUCGUCGUGGAGAUCAAUACCAUCGUCGCCAUCGCCAUCACCGAUUAGUCCUACGAAAUCAUUAUCAUUCAAAGAAGAAGAAAAAUACAAUAACAAUAGUGAAACUCUUUUUGAUACAGUGAAGAAGCUGGAGGAAGAGCUAGAGAAAACAAAAAGAGAGCUGAAGAUUUUAAAGGAAAGAGGAAGUGAAACUGAGGUAGCAUUGGCAACACUGAAUGCUGAGCUUCACAAGAACAUGUCAAAGUUGGCUCAAGCAGAAGCUGAAGCAGCUGGAAAAGCAGCUUCAAAGAGUGUGAGGUUUGAGAACAUUGUUGAGAGAGAGAAUGUUCAUAGGAAUAAGAAUAAGAAUUCUCCACAAUCACAAACACUGGCUCAUAUAAUAAGUCUUGGAGAAAAUGAUGAUAUUUUUGGAGGGAAAAAGAGGAAUGAUAAUAAUAAUAAUAAGAUUAGAAAGCAGAAGCCUAUAGUGCCUCUUGUGGGUGAUUUGUUUUUGUUUUUCAAGAGAAAGAGUUCUUCUUCUACUAAUCAUCACCAUAAUAAUCCUCUUUAUGCUUCUCCUUUUUAGUUGAUUUAUAUUUUUCAUUGUUUUUUUUAUAUUGAUUGAUUCAUGUGUGAUUGGGAUUUGUACUGUUAAUUUCUGGAAUGUGUGUGUUUUUGUGUUGUAAAGUUUUAUAUAAAAGUUGAUGUUUGGAUGUAAAACUAGUAACAAACUCGUGCAUACGUACGGGUUCUAUUCGAUUACACGUUUGGAUAAUCAUUUAUUUUAAAUAAAAAUAUUAAAAAAGAAAAAAAAGUUAGAUAAAUAAUUUUUCGAAAGGAUCAGGUCAUAGGAGCGAGUUUCAAGAAGACAUUUUCGAAAGGAUCACUCUAUAAACAAUUUUUACAAAUGUACAAGGUGCGUUGCAAUAUAAGAAGCAAUGAGG